AUGGGCGCAUCGGAAAGCAAAGUGUCCGUUCUUAACGGGACCGGACAGACGAUUCGUGUUCGUGUCGAUUGCUCGCGAAGCUUCACAAAAUGCCUCGCCAUUGAGACGAGCGCCAAGCUGAAAAGUGCGCAAGGGAGUGUCAAAUGUGAAGAGCAAUACGACGUGUUUCACAUCGUCGACACACAUCCCUCAUUCACCAUUCUUGCUACAGGAGCUGAGACCGUUUUCGAACUUCCCGCUGACGAUAAUGAUUUCGCCUUCCUGACAGUUUGGCGCGAGAAUGCCGACGGUUCGUGGUCAGUCCAAGCCGAGAACCAUCCCAUCAUGACCCUCGGCGCUGUGAUGGUCUCCGACAAUAUUUUCGCCGAACAAGCCAGACAUAUGAAAGACGCUAUUGCCAACAUUGGUCCGAUCAAGGAGGCGAAAGCCGGUCGGAUUGUUGUGUUCAACAACUGCUCCAAGAAGAUUUGGGUACGCGUUGAUGCGGACGGGAUCGAGAAAACGAAGACCACGUACGCCCAAUCGGUUGGCGGCUGCGGCCGAGAGCAUGCAUUGAAGUACUCGACGGAGAGGAAGGUGUACUACCGAGCCGAGCAGGGAAAAGGCUACACCCUUGUAUGCACGAAUGGCGCGACUGUCUUCUAUCUGGACUCGCGGGCGCAGAGGGUUUUCUACCUGUCGAUCGACUUCGAGACACCUUCGGGUAAGUUGGCUACUCACUGCGUCAGCCACGCUCUCCGAUCGUUCGACGCCAAGCAAGUGACGAGUCCCUGGAAAGGCGUGGGCAAUAUGUCACAUCCGGUCAAUGAUUAUCACACCCCUUACGUCUUUGUGAGCGACGAGAACAGCACCGGUGGAGUCAAGUUCGAGUGUCGACUCGAGCAGCCCUUAACGCAACAAGGUGGCCUU
This is a messenger RNA of Mesorhabditis spiculigera, 909 nucleotides long. Lineage: Eukaryota; Metazoa; Nematoda; Chromadorea; Rhabditida; Rhabditidae. The record is from the annotation of a GenBank genome assembly.